This is a messenger RNA of Trachymyrmex cornetzi, 5401 nucleotides long. It is a transcript of the gene Ret, whose product is annotated as protein kinase receptor Ret oncogene. Gene Ontology annotation, biological process: multicellular organism development; cell surface receptor protein tyrosine kinase signaling pathway; positive regulation of kinase activity. The record is from RefSeq and is a predicted model, not a curated record. Gene Ontology annotation, molecular function: transmembrane receptor protein tyrosine kinase activity; ATP binding. Gene Ontology annotation, cellular component: signaling receptor complex; plasma membrane. The coding region runs from base 342 to 3956 and encodes 1204 amino acids. The transcript has 20 exons. Lineage: Eukaryota; Metazoa; Arthropoda; Insecta; Hymenoptera; Formicidae.
CCGUAACGUCGCGACGUCUGGAUACCGCCUCUUUUCCCUACAAUAUUUACGUCUCCAACGAAAACCGUCAAAACGCGAUAUCGAAAAAUGAGAAACCGAUUUGACGCAGUAAAAAAUCAUCUCAAUCUUCCGAGAUCGGUGCCGCUUCGUAUUGCUCCGAUUGUCACACGGCCACGGCCGGAAGUAUAGCGGGCUUCGCGAGAAGGAAGACGGAUGUAACAAACGCGGUGCAUUUUGGCGAGAGAAUAACUUCGCCGAAUCAGUGCAACUCAAGUCGUAGUGACUACGAUGUCAAAGUGAUCUUUUGCAAUUGAUCGAACGACAGACGUGUGUCAUCCAUCAUGCAGAGACCUGGAUUGCAGUUCGUGACUUUGCUGUUGUCCUCCUUGAUGGUGAUAAGGAUAUCAGUGGUCUCAGGAAUUUACUUCCCGCAAUCGAACCUCGCUUUAAAGCUCCCAUAUUUGGCUCGACACGACAAGGUCAAAUUAAUCAGUCUUAGGACUCUUCGGAACGAUUCGACUACGCCGCAAAAUGUGGAGUACCAGAUUCGUAUGCCACAGGAACAGUCUGUAAUUUACCUUAGGAAUUCGAGCGACGUUAUGCUACGAAAUCUUUCGAAAAAUGGCGCACUUAAUAUCGUUAUCAAAGCGACGGAAAAGAAUUUUGACGAAGCAGUACUCGAAAUAAAAGUGCAACCAGUACCAGUAAAAGGAAAAUCAAUCAAUUGUGCAGAUUUCGUACAGGACAUGUGCUUCUGGAAAACGUCAAGAUACAAGAUUUACGAGAAUCAACCAGUCACCAUGAUUGGCAUGUUCGGCCCAGAGGCAUACGACUACGUGUGUCCCGAAUUUCGCGUCACCAGAUAUGAAUUAUUGAAUGGAACAGACUAUUUUCACGUAGUCGACGGUAAAUUAUUUGCGAACGCGUCCUUGGACCGAGAUGUUAUCGGACCUCCGGGAGGACCCGGACCUCACGUCAAGAUCCAGGUGAGAUGUGUCGUUUGGGAAGAAAAGACUGGGAUGCAGCACGUGCAAACGAAUGUCCUCACUAUCGAUAUCCUGGAUGAAGACGAUAAUCCUCCGACGGUGCAAGGCAACACUUCCAUUGCUAUAACGCUUCAGGAAUUCUCCAAGGGUUAUCAAUUAGUAAACGAGAAUUAUUUGGUCCUGAGGGACGCGGAUGCGGUGACUAGCAAUCAGUAUAGCAUUCGUCUGCUUGAUGAUACCUCCAAAGCUUUGAACUUCACUUGCAGCAUUCUGCCGAUCGAACAUCACUUGCGUCCGGAUGAAGCGCCUUCUACCGGCAUUUUUCCCAGUAUUAUUACAGAGAAGACGUUGCUACCGAAAUCACCGUAUCGUGUAGUCCUUCAAGUCAAGGAUGAGUCGCUUCUCGCAGGAUACGGGGCAAAUUCGGUAAAUAUCAGCAUAACUUUGUCGGGGCCGGUACACCAAGCUUUAACAACUCCAACGCCGUCAACUGUUGCGACGUUCUCGUAUCCGACGAAUGCGAAGAUAGCCCGGAUUUCACCCAGAUAUCUACGCGUAGCGAAACCCACCACGAAGCCGCAUCCUUCGAUAACUUUCGUCCUGAACGGCUCGGGUGCUUUCAACGUCACUCAACGGGAGGGUAUCAUUUACGUAUCGGAUGAAACUAAGCUACGAUCCGAGUCCAACACUGUUCAACUAAAAUUAAGAUGGAUCGGAGCAGAUGGUUACGCGACGACCAAAACGCUACGAGUGAAUCUGAUCGAUGUACCACAAUCGAAGAACGACACGUGUGGACAAUCAGCUCUAGAGAAAAUGCACACAUGCGCGAAUGCGGAAACGCGCGAGGAAUGUGAAAAAUCUUGUGGAAUCGGCAGCGGAGGCUUGAGCAAAGGUAAUUUUACCGAUCGAUGCGUUUGGAGGAAUGGCAACGCUACACAAAUGUCGAAAUAUUAUUCCACUUGUUCUCCGAAUUUGUCGUAUUGCCCGAACAACGAAUGCGACGAACUGGAAUUCACCGUUCCACACAUAUGUCCGCAAGACUGCAUCUCUGAAUCUGACGGUCUUCUCGCUCAUAUGGACAGCAACGAACGCGGCAUAAAGAGAGGCUUGAAUACCUGCACCUGCAACGAUCUACUGAUAUGCACCUGCGGAGGCUCCAUUUUACAACAAGGAAAUGACGUGCCUGGAACAACAAAGGAGGAACGACUUGGCACCGGAAAAUUACGUAAUCGGGGAAACGAGGUUGUCGUGUCGGAUGCACGCAAAGCGUCCAGCGGACCGUGCGGCCCCACGUGUAUGAUGGGUGUUAUUGCAGCUAGUCUGUUUGUGUUGAUCGUGAUUGUGGGAUCAUUUGUUACGUGGAGAUAUAGAAUGGCGGCGAAGGGUGCUCGACGGGAAUGCAAACACAGGGUGGAUGAUGCAGCAAAUGGUAUUGGUAUUUUGCCGUCCGACUACAUCGAUCGCGGCGAUGGUCUCCUGAUCGGUCUGGACACGUUCGCGGCGGCGAAUCGUCAUCUAUUGUUACCUAAGACAUGCCCGCCGGAUCCAAAAUGGGAAUUUCCUCGGUCGCUUCUGAAGAUCGAACAGGUGUUGGGCGAGGGUGAAUUCGGGCGCGUUUUGCGCGCUAAAGCUAUGAACAUCGGCGGAAUUCCUGGUCCCACGACUGUCGCGGUGAAGACUCUGAAGGAAGACGCGUGUACCUCCGAACUAGCAGAUCUGCUGUCCGAGUAUCAGCUUCUGAAGGAGGCGCAACAUCCGAACGUGAUUCGGUUAUUAGGUGCUUGCACGACACCACCAGGCGCGCCUGUCUACCUCAUCAUCGAAUUCGCUGAAUUCGGUUCUUUACGUAACUAUCUGAGGCGCAGUCGGCACUUGGAAUCGGAGAAUAGAAUACCUGCACCGGCGUCUUUCCUUUCCACUUCGCCGAUCAACGUCAGCGAGGAAUCGCAAUGUAGCGAUAAUGCAUUGAACUAUACUAUAACGCCACGCGAUAUUCUCUCAUUCGCCUGGCAAAUAAGCAAAGGAAUGACAUAUCUCGCUGAUAUUAAGUUGGUGCAUCGGGAUCUCGCGGCGAGGAAUGUUUUACUCGCAACUGGUAAGGUCUGCAAGAUCUCGGACUUUGGUCUAACUCGUGAUGUAUAUGAGGACGAUGCGUAUUUGAAGCGAAGCAAAGGACGAGUGCCUGUAAAAUGGAUGGCGCCGGAAUCCCUGGCCGACCAUGUGUAUACCAGCAAAUCGGACGUUUGGAGUUUCGGCGUGCUCCUGUGGGAGUUGGUCACGUUAGGAGCGUCUCCAUAUCCCGGAGUCGACGUACAUAAUCUCUACAAUCUACUAAAGGCCGGCUAUCGUAUGGAAAAGCCGUCUAAUUGCUCCCAACAGCUGUACAAGUUGAUGGUGUCGUGUUGGCAUCAAGAGCCCGGUAUGCGACCGUCGUUCAAGGAACUAACUAGUCAUUGGGAACGUAUGCUGGAGGAUGGUGUCGAAUAUCUCGAUCUUAAUCCACGAACCGUCCAUAAUCAAGCCUACUUUGCAUCUCUACAAGCUUUGGACAGCGCGAGUGGUUCUGGUAGCGAUCAGGUUGAUAACGGGAUUAUCAACGGGAUUCUAAGGACAGAUACUGUUAACUAUCUCGGCCGGAUAUCUUCUGAACCAGUAACAAAAUGCGACAAGAUAGACAAGCUGCAAGCGCUCUGGCAAUCAACCAUAGCAUACUUCCCCGAGGAACCUAUAAAGUCGCCUUAUGUAAACGAACGACCUCCAAGUUUGAAAGCCAAUCAUUAUGAAAGCCCGAUAAAAUUGAGAAAUACCAGCCUGACCAGCAAUAGCGAGAACGAUCUGAGAACACCUCCCAACGAACGACCUCAGUCCUACAUUGAUAUGCAAGGAAAGAAAUCGGCGGAGACGGAGGAUCUUUUGGUGUUUAGGAGUCUUGACGAUGACGAAAAGACUGACAAUAACGUGACGAACUGAUCGACGUAAUCUCACGUUGGACAAAUGAGAAAAAUCCAAAAUAGGAAAACACGUCAGUUUUCUGAGCCUCGUCGAGUUUUCCUAGUCUUAAGACAAAUAUGGAUGAAAGAAAGUAAAGGUAACUGAUUGAGGGAGCAAUUGUCAAUCGCAAAUUAUGCGAGAAAGAGAAGAAUAUUUAUUUAACGAGGAAGUAUGAGAGAAAAUUGUGUGAGAGAGCAAUUGGAAGCGAAUGAUUCGCGUGGGAUGAGAAACGCCAUUCUUUAUGGCGAUUUAUAGGAAUUGCGCAGAACGACGAUGACAUGUAAUGUACUGGCUGAAUGAAAAUUUGCAUUUGUAAAAGCAAAUAUUAACUCCGUGGAAUUGAAUGAAUCGCGAUUUAAAUUGUAUCGUAGAAAGAAUUCCUGAAAGAAUUCUUGAUUGGACGAAAUGCCCUAUAGAAAGUUAGGAGUAAACUAUAUCGCGCAAAGUGCUAAACCAAAUAUAAAUUACUAAUUAAUUUGCCGUGUUUUUAUGUACUUAAAGUCAUACGGCUGUUUGUCGAUCACCAUUGGUAAGGUCGCUUUUAAUACUAUUAAUAAUAAUAGUUACAUAUUAUAAUUAUUCGUGCGAUUUCUUGAAAAGAUCAUCGUAUUUUCAGCAUUAAAAAAUUUUCUGUACGUCACACCACGCAACUGUGAUGAAGUUUGAAAAUAGUUGUUCAUCAAGAACGUCAAACUUCCCAAACUAAGGGCCAUAAGUUAUUUCUUCUUAAGCGUUAGCAGUUUCUGUUACAAGUACAAGCUUCAAUAAGUGCAAAUAAGUUAAGGAAACAUUUUCACAGUUAAUAUUAAAAACUUCACUCGUAAUUUACCGAGCGAUAUUAAGCGUUCAAACUCGAGAAGUUGCAGAUUUGGUCUUCCAUCAAAUCUUUCUUGAUAGAUAGAUCCGUGGUUGUGAAAUUGUACGGCACUCUACUCAACUUGAAACUUAAUCACGCUUUCUUUCGAAACGAAAUACUUUCUAUUGUCGCACUAGCUUUUGUGGCUUUCGUGUGCCCGACACAACGAAGCAGCAGAUCGCACGCAGAUCGAGGUGAUACGAUCGAAGUGUAAGAGUAGUAUUUUUUACGAGACGCGUGUGUGGGCUCCGGUUGGCGCGACGUCAUAUCCGAAGAAGACUGUGUUUCGCCGUACCUCACCAGGAACGGAAUCGUCCCUUUUGUAUUUAUGUAUAAGAUACAACAUUCCACCCACGAUUAGCCUAGUUAUUUAUCGUACGGAUUUUAUAACACGACUGCGUAUGAUUUCGACUAGUACCACGUUCGAUGUUUUCCUGUUUCCUUUUUAAACUCUCUGGGGCAUUAAUGACAACGACUUGAAGCACGCGCGUUACGAGCCGAAUAAUAUUGUGCCAUAUUAUUUUCUUGUAACUGAUAUAUCACAAAAACAUAUAAAAGACGCUUCCAA